AUGGCGGCCGAUUCACACAUCAACCACCAAGACGCACGUGAUUAUUGGCAGUCCAUCGACGCGGACGUCAAUGGAAUGCUAGGCGGCUUCCCAUACAUUUCCAAGGUUGAUUUGCAGGGGAGUCGCAGCUUUCUGGUUAAGAUUGGGGUUAGCGGGAAAGGGAAGGAGAAGGUGGAGAGAGCGAUUGAUUGUGGUGCUGGGAUUGGCCGCAUCACAGAAGGCCUCCUUCUCUCCACAGCUACCACUGUCGACGUCGUAGAGCCCAUUGCCAAAUUCUCCAACGCCCUAGCCAACAAGCCCGGUAUCGGCGAAAUCUACAACGUGGGCCUCGAGUCCUGGGAGCCGACCGUCGAAUACGACCUAAUAUGGAACCAAUGGUGUCUGGGUCACCUGACUGACGAGCAGCUUCUUACAUACUUGCAGAAGUGCGGACGUGUGUUGAAGGAAGGGGGGUUUGUGGUUGUGAAGGAAAACAUGAGUAGUAUGGGCGAGGAUGUGUUUGAUGAGGUGGACAGCAGUGUUACGAGGACGGAUGAAAAGUUUCGGGAGCUUUUUGAAAAAGCGGGGUUGAAGAUUAAGAAGACGGAGAUACAGAAUGGGUUACCCACAGAGUUGUAUCCUGUGAGGAUGUAUGCGUUGCAGCCAUCCGGGGAGUCUUAG
This is a messenger RNA of Lachnellula hyalina, 660 nucleotides long. RefSeq names its product Alpha N-terminal protein methyltransferase (gene tae1). Gene Ontology annotation, molecular function: N-terminal protein N-methyltransferase activity. Bases 1 to 660 code for a protein of 219 amino acids. The record is from RefSeq and is a predicted model, not a curated record. Gene Ontology annotation, biological process: N-terminal protein amino acid methylation. The transcript has 3 exons. Lineage: Eukaryota; Fungi; Ascomycota; Leotiomycetes; Helotiales; Lachnaceae. Gene Ontology annotation, cellular component: cytoplasm.